AUGGCCAAGAAGCCCGUUAAGUAUUCUGUGGUGGAUGCUUUCACUGACAAGGCAUUCAAAGGGAACCCUGCAGCUGUGUGUUUGUUGGAGGAUCCCAGAGAAGAAGAAUGGCUUCAAGCUGUUGCUACCGAGUUCAAUCUCUCCGAAACUUGUUACCUCACUCCGAUUUCUGAUGCUGAAUCCUUGUCCGGGACGCCGAGGUUUGGACUUCGUUGGUUCACUCCUGUAGCUGAGGUUGAACUCUGUGGACAUGCAACUCUAGCUGCCUCUUAUUUUCUCUUUAGUAAUGAGCUGGUGAAAUCCGAUAAAAUUGAGUUUUUGACACAGUCAGGAGUUUUAACUGCCAAAAAAUUUCCCGAAAACAGGACCUCAAAUCCAGUUAAUGAACCAAAGGGGAACUACUUGAUUGAAUUGGAUUUUCCAGCUGUCCCCAUUGCUGAGAUUAAUUCUGUUGAUGUCUUGGAAAUCUCGAAAAGCUUGAAUGGUGCUGCGGUCGUUGAGGUUCAGAAAACUGCAGGAGACGACCUCUUUGUUGUGCUUCCAUCUGCAAAGGCAGUUGCAGAAGUAGCACCACAGUUUGAUGAGAUUAGAAGAUGUCCUGGAAGAGGGAUGGUAAUCACUGGUCCUGCAUCACCUGAAUCUGGAUUUGACUUCUACAGUCGAUUCUUCUGCCCUAAACUUGGGAUUAAUGAGGAUCCAGUGACUGGGAGUCUUCACUGUUCUCUGGCAGUUUAUUGGAGCAAAAAGCUUGGAAAAUCUGAUUUUAUUGCAUACCAGGCAUCCCCGAGAGGCGGGGUGAUUAAUAUCCAGAUGGAUGAGAAAAACGAGAGAGUACUACUUCGUGGAAAAGCUGUUGUUGUGGCAGAAGGUGUUAUCUUGGUGGAUGCCUUUACCGGUGAGGCGUUCAAGGGUAAUCCGGCACUAGUGUGUUCGUUGGAGGAUACGAAAGAUGAUCAAUGGCUUCAAGCUGUUGCCAGCGAGUUAAAUAUCCCAUCCACUGCUUAUGUCACUCCGGUUUCUAUGUCGCCGGAGUCAACGAUCCCAAGAUUCGGAAUUCGUUGGUUCACUCCUGUAACCGAGGUUAAACUUUGUGGACAUGCAACUCUAGCAGCCUCUCAUUUUCUGUUUAGUUAUGGUAUUGUACAAUCUGAUAUAAUUGAGUUCUCGUCCCAUUCGGGUGUUUUGACUGCCAAGAAAAUCUCGAAAACCAGAACCUCAAUAACUGUCAAUGAAUGCCACGAUCAAGACGAGGACUUCUUGAUUGAGUUAGAUUUUCCUUUGAUCCCCAUUGCUGACUUUAACUCUGUUGAUAUUUCGCAAAUUUCCAAAAGCCUGAAUGGAGCUUCUGUAGUUGAAGUGCAUAAGACAACCAAUGGAGAAGAUCUCUUGGUCGUGCUCCCAUCAGCAAAAGCAGUUGUUGAAGUACAACCUCAGUUUGAUGAGAUUAAAAGAUGUCCAGGUCGAGCGAUGAUAAUUACCGGAGCUGCAUUGCCUGAAUCCGAAUUUGAUUUCUACAGUCGGGUCUUCAGCCCAAAACUUGGUAUCGACGAGGAUCCUGUAACAGGAAGUGUCCAUUGCGCAUUGGGAGACUAUUGGAGCAAAAAGCUUGGGAAAUCUGAUUUUGUUGCGUAUCAGGCAUCCCCGAGAGGCGGGGUGAUCAAUCUGCACCUGGAUGAGAAGAAUGAAAGAGUACUCCUUCGUGGGAAAGCUGUUAUUGUGACAGAAGGCUCUAUUUUGGUUUGA
Molecule: messenger RNA, 1743 nt
Organism: Oldenlandia corymbosa var. corymbosa
Lineage: Eukaryota; Viridiplantae; Streptophyta; Magnoliopsida; Gentianales; Rubiaceae
Source: the annotation of a GenBank genome assembly